This is a messenger RNA of Dunckerocampus dactyliophorus (ringed pipefish), 5289 nucleotides long. RefSeq lists its product as uncharacterized. The coding region runs from base 262 to 1086 and encodes 274 amino acids. The record is from RefSeq and is a predicted model, not a curated record. Lineage: Eukaryota; Metazoa; Chordata; Actinopteri; Syngnathiformes; Syngnathidae. Gene Ontology annotation, biological process: biosynthetic process. The transcript is spliced from 8 exons.
CUGAGCUGUUUACUAUGCCUGCGUUCCAAUGUCGGUUGUUAGGCUUCCUCGUUGACUUGAUCUGUAAGAAGCGCUAGAACCGCUACACCUACAACUAUUGGCCGAACCAUUAUUGCUUGGGCAGGAAGUGAACAAGGGAAGGUUUGUUCCAUUUAUCACUUCCACUCCUCCCACAUUUUCUCUCCGCCGUAUACCAAGUGACGAAGGGAAGUCAACGACGGUGACUUUCAACCACUAUUGGAAGGCAACCUGUAAGUAUCAAUGAAGGCUGUUAUUCUCGCUGCUGGCUACGGAACUAGGCUCCAGAGGGAUGUAGCGGCCGACACUAGCGGGCGCUUCGCUCACCUGGUCGGUGUAGCCAAACCUCUACUGCCGUUGGGGAGCUGUGCCUUGGUCACCCACUGGGUCCGUGCCCUGAGUGCGUCGAACUGCGUGACCAGUAUCUUUGUCGUUACUAACGCUCUCUAUCUGUCUGCAUUUGAACAAUGGGCCGCACAGUUUUCAAAUGUCAAGAUUGUCAGCGAUGGGACAAGAAGCAAUGAUGAACGCCUCGGUGCCGUGGCCUGCUUGCAGUUUGCAGUAAUGCAUUUCAAGAUAGAAGACCAUGUUGUCGUCAUUGGAGGCGACACCCUCUUCAAAGAGGAUUUCAGCCUUAGUCAAAUUAACACAAGGUUUUCUGAGCUCCAGGCUCAGUGUGAGGACAACUGUAUGAUGCUCUACUAUCAGUGCAAAGAUGAUGAAACUCAAAAAUACGGAAUAGUGGAAGUUGACAGUGACCUUCGAGCUACAUGUAUGAAGGAAAAACCUCUGCCCUCCGAGACAAAGUCAAGAAGAGCAUGUCCUUGUUUUUAUGUGUUAUCAAAGAAAACCCUACCUUUGUUGGACACCUUCCUUGAGGAAAAAAGGAAUGCUCUUAUUCAGGAAAAAGAUGCUCCUGGAAACUUUGUGUCCUGGCUCAUUCCAAGAAGGCCAGUAUAUAUACAUCAUAUCUCUGGGCGUUUCGAUGUUGGAAACUUACAGUCCUAUAUUGAGUGUGACAUUUAUUUCAAAGAACACUUGCAUAACACCAAGACAUAUAUGAUGUAGAGCACCAUUUCCCAGACUUUACUAGGCUGGGGCACAUCUUUUAGAUUAGACAAAUUUCACGGCACACUACAAAACAAAGGCAGCAUGUGGAUAUAGAAAUUAUGUACCACCUGCCAUCGAGCAGAAGAGCAUUUAACUGUUCUGCUUGUCACUAUAUGUGACUGGCAUAGAUAAACCAAGAUACCGUGUUUGUAGUGAAAUUGAAAAAUUUACUGUGGCACUCUUCGUCUUCUAUGGUGCACAAUGUGUCGCAGCACAGAGUUUGGGAGAGGAAAUCAACUGGGACAAUAGCUAUAGAAUCACUCAAACAUUACCAAAGACAUGACAUGAUAUUUGGGACUUGAAGCAUUAAAAUGAUUUUCAGCAGAAAUCAAUAUAUCUACUCAGCGAGGAGCCUUUUGCAUCUGUCGGAGGCCUUCUCGCGUUUGUUCUCCAUCUUUGCAAUACGGGAGCCGAACUGCAUGGCUCUCUUGGGUAAGACCGCUGACGAGCUGAGGCCGAGUUCUUUGGCAGCAAGUCUGAGGAGGAGUUUCUCUCCAACACCUCGAGGAAGUGACAGGUCUGCCUUCUCCCACAUGGGCAGAGAAUUCAAAUAACUCACCACACUCUCGUCCAAGUAAGGAAAUCUGAGAACGUCAGUGAAUUAUGUUCAACAAAACCGUAAUAUUUACAAGUACAGUGUAAAUGUGUAUUUUGGAAUAAAUUCUAACAAUAUUUUGAUAAUGUAAUUGACACCAAUUGUAUUCAGCUUACUAACGAUGUACAAAAACUUACCUCGCCUCUUUUCCAUGGUCUGCAAUCACUCGGUCAUCUCUGCCCAAAUUCCUGGAGGAAAUCCUACCCAACUCCAUAGCAAUUUCCUGGAUCAGUCCUUCAUGUCCUGAUGCCUUGAAUAUCAUUCUGUGUCUUGAGUAACCUGCUAGCUGCUCAUCUGCUCCAAUUCCUGUCAAUAUGACCUGUCAUCAUACAUACGUAAAUAGACAUUGAGAAGAAGAGAUGUGCUCAAUAGAUUUAUAUAAAAACCAUACCACUUGUUCUAUGGUGCAUCAUAAAAGUAGAAUUAAAUUUUUAAUCAAUGAGUUAAGAUCCCCAGUUCAAAGUUUAUACAGUACAUGUUUGUAGGGAUGGGUACCUUGGCUGAUGAGGUAAAGACUUUCUGGUCAUCAUUCUCUGUGAUGAACCCUGUGCCUCUUGCCGCAAACCACACUGCACAGCCAAUGCUGUCGUCAAGCACCGUGUCCAAGGGAUGCACUAAGUGGCAGAUGCGUCCGUGUCGCAUUCUCUGCAGCUCCUCCUGUGUUACAUUGAUUUCCACAAAAUUCCAUCUUCUUUCAGGAGCCAAGUCUUGUAACUCCUUGAGCCCAGAUUUGCCUGUGAUUCUGUCUGGGACAUCAAAAGAACUGAAUGCCUGUGAUUCAGUUCCAUCAGUCUGUCCACUGUGAGACAGCUUAUUUUUGUGUUUUUGUUUCUUUGCUGGCUCUUUCUGUACCUUUGGCUCCUGAAGUUGAAAUGCUACGUUUAGAAGAUCUAUGGGAUGAUGAGCAGGUAUGUGACAAUUAGCCAAAACCGCUAGAAUCAUAGAAUCGAUGCCACCUGAAAAAAGUAUGGCAACAGUGGCCUCGUCUUUGGUCUCUGAGUCAUCCUGUAUGCUAAGUGGCAUCGAUUGAACGCGUCUUCUUACUGCUUCGCUGAGAAUAUCAAUAAGCCCUUUCACUUCAUUGUUUUUCUUGACUUUGGUUAAAAGCUGAUCCAGCUCAUCAACACUGGAAUACGGCUUUACAUCUAUUUCAUGCUCAUUCAACGUCUUUGGGGUCAACCUACUGAGAGGACAAAUAGGUGACCUGAGCAGACCUGACGGGUUGACCAAAAUUGUACAGCUGCUGGGGACAGAUUCCCACAUAGUUUGAUAGUUAGAAACAUCAUCUUCUGCAUGAGCCCAGGCAUGAAGCUCUAUUGAAAGCAAUCCAGAUUCAAAAACUGCCUUCAAGUCAAUCCUGUACACGCCAACUGCUGGAACUUCUUGCCAUGCAGACUGACCAGGUCCACAAGUGUUGCUUGCCACAGAGGUCAGAGUCAGGGUCUUUAUUUCCGCAUCAUAUUUCCACAGCAAACUCCGUCUGCCAAAGUAAUCUCUCCCAAACCACAGGUACUCUUCAGAUUUUUGGUAGUAAGCAAACGCCCACGGUCCCCUUAUAGUAGAAAGGACAGACAAAAUCUCGGAAGAGGUGCUGCAGGAUGACAGACACUUCAAGACAACAGCCGUGUCAUUCUGGGAUGGCAAUACUUGUAAACCUCCAAAAAUCUCUCCAUUCCACACCAAGAUAUUUCCAGUUGUGUCCUCAAUUGGCUGAGGUGUCAGAAGACCUCUCAUGUGAAGAACAUGGGCUGAAAAGAAGCACUGAUAAUGAUGAUUUGACCCCGUAGCUAUGCAAUCCUUGCUUGAGUUGGGCCCUCUUCUUUUCAAAUGUUCAGACAAGUCAUUGUCUCGCUUGAAAUGAGCAGGCGAUAGACUCAAAACACAAAAGAUGCCACACAUGGUUGGAGGGAUGGUCUGCUUUACAUAUACUGCAAAUCCUUCUUCAUGCUCUCCAGUUUCUCUGCGGACAAAGGUACAUUUCUUAUCAUUCACAUAUGCACUACUACAGGUGGUCCUGGGGUUCUGAACGAGUUCCAUUCCUACAGCGCAGUGUAAGUCAGAAUUCAUACUUAAAUAUUCAUACCCAAAUUACCACUCACAUUGUACAUAGAACACAUGAAGGUCAUAAAACACAGUAAACUCAGACAGCCCUAUUUAAAUUUGGAUUGUGCGUGUGGUACCAGCAUUUGGGACAGGAGAGUGGCCGUGAAUGAAAAAUUAUGUUUGAAGCCAUGGAGUAGGAGGUCUUGGUGGAGGAGACAUCACCUCAUCAUAAUAAUGCUAUAUUAUAUGUUGUGUUUUGUCAAUGAAUGUACAUUUUACACUACAACAUGUAAAUAUGUGUUUUGCACUAUUAAACAAUGAAAUUUAUGAUUCAUUAGGUUAUCAUAUUCAUGUGAACAUGUGGAAAAUGACCUUUUUUAACGUUAUCUACGCACGCGUGAUAGCUGCAUAUCCAUUUGAAAUCCACACUAUUACGCUAAAGGACAAGACAGGAGUGCACAGCUCGUUAUUAUACCGCCACUAACUAUUUAUUCUUCCGCCAUGACUAGUCCUCGAGUGAGCGUCGUGUUGACAGAUGGAAAUUUUGUUUUUAAUUUAUGGGAGCGCAUACAUAAACAGGGAACGUCGUAAACCGAGGACCAUCUAUAAUAACAUUUUAGGCGUGAAAGGACUUACUCUUGCAUGAACUCAAGGUCUGUCCUCUGUCAGCCAGGAAGAAUAUGUUGCUGUUUCUUUGCUGGACAUACACUUUCUAAAGGGGAAAUGUAAAUAAUAAGCACAUGAAUACAAAAACGCAUUACAGAUCACCACUGUUUUCCCAUAGGUGUGUCUAAAUCAAUUUGAAGACUUAGUACAUUCAAGAUGUUUUCUCUUUAAAGAAGAAUGCAGCACAUUUCGGCAGACUCACCCUGUUCUUCUUCAAAUUACACAGCUCGUCCACAGCCACCUUUUGCUCCUUGAUCUAACAAUUACAAUACAAACAUGAAAUAAGAGAUCAACUAUACUAUAAAGGUCCUGUGUGAAUGAAUUAUCAGUAAUAGAUCAGCAAACUGAAUGUGCACAUGCUACCACGUGAUGUUCAUGAAACAUGUUAAACAAGUCUGAAACAAAUAAACAAUACCAUAACUAUUGGUUAUCCAUAAUCAUAUAAUAACCGUAUAGUAUAUAUGUCAGAAUAAAGAAUUACAUUAAUCGAUUAGAAUAAACUCACGUUAACCAUUAGCUUGUUCUGGCUGAUGUUUAGUUCAGUACCUGUCUGUUCAGCUCGUCCUUUAGUUCACACCUUCCUUCUAAAUUGUCGUCAUUAUUGUAGACUUUUGAAGACAUUUUAGCUAGGAAAAAAACCCGUGGGUGAUAAAAAUAGAUGAGUAGUGUUAGUAGUUCAAGCUAGCUAACCCAUGAACAAUAUUAACAUAUGGACAGUCGUAAACGCUUCCGGGUUGGCAGUUCCUGCUUCCUGUUUGUCUCUUUUUAUUUUUUAUUUCUUAUGUUAUGUGUGUUGUAAUAUCAUUUUGGUUGAUUAUCUGUAAGACUCUCACUCUGUAAUUUCUUGACUGGAUUUA